Molecule: messenger RNA, 1350 nt
Organism: Sporothrix schenckii 1099-18
Lineage: Eukaryota; Fungi; Ascomycota; Sordariomycetes; Ophiostomatales; Ophiostomataceae
Product: U1 small nuclear ribonucleoprotein 70kDa
Exons: 5
Coding region: 1-1350 (449 amino acids)
Biological process (GO): mRNA splicing, via spliceosome
Cellular component (GO): U2-type prespliceosome; precatalytic spliceosome; U1 snRNP
Molecular function (GO): mRNA binding; U1 snRNA binding
Source: RefSeq, a predicted model, not a curated record
AUGACCGACAAACUCCCCCAUCAGCUGCUCGCGCUCUUCGCGCCACGGCCGCCUCUGCGCUGGGUGCCGCCUGUCGACCACGCGCCUGAAGAGCGUCGCACGGCUCCCGUGUCUGGCCUGGCCCAGUUCCUCCCGGCACUGAAGGAAUACAAGGACAACGAUGGCUUUGUGCCGACAGAGAGCUGGCUGCAGCGGCGCGACCGCAAGGUGGCCGAUCACAAGGCAGAGGUGGAAAAGCGCCUGAUCGAAGGUCCUAAAGCUUUCAAACCGUCUGAAGACCCCAACAUUCGUGGCGACGCGUUCAAGACGUUGAUCGUUGCACGGCUGAGCUACGAGGCCGACGAGCAGGACCUGGAGCGCGAGUUUUCCCGCUAUGGACCCAUUGAACGGAUUCGCAUUGUAAAGGAUACCCAUGCCGACGAAAAGGGCAACAAGAAGCGUAAACCCCACCGUGGUUACGCAUUCGUCGUAUUCGAGCGCGAAAAAGACAUGAGAGAAGCUUUUCCCUUCUUCUUUCCCGUUUCCCCUUCCUUCCCCGAGAAAGGAGCCCUCGACGCCUGUGACGGUAUUCGCAUUAAAGACCGCCGCAUCAAGGUUGACGUCGAGCGUGGCCGCACCAUGAAGGAGUGGAAACCACGGCGUCUCGGCGGCGGCUUGGGCGGGCGUGGCUACACAAAGGCAGCUGCCUCAGGCCCGCCCACCGGCCGUGGAGGAUUCCCAGGCCGUGACGGCGGCGGUGGGUUCCGUGGUGGCGGAUUCCGCGGCGGUGGAGGAUUUGGUGGUGGCCGGGACCGUGAUCGCAACGGUGGCGGGUUCAGAGGUGGUGACGGGGGCCGAAGCGGCCGUGGCUUUGACCGUGGGUUUGGCGGCUCUCGUGGUGGUGACCGUGCCUUUGGUGAUGGCCCAGGCGGCGGCCGGCCCGAGCGCCGCGGCCUCGGAGCCAACGGUGGUGGGUAUGAUUCGCGGGACGGCGGAAGCCGCUCUUCCUUCGACGACCGGCCCAGCGGCUACCGCGAGCGCGACUACGACCGAGGCGACCGAGAACGCGAUCGGGAUCGUGACCGGCGUGGCGGCGACCGCGAUCGCGAUGGAGGACGGCGCACUGGCAGCAACAUGGAGCCGGUACGACCUAGGGACCGGGAUCGGGAUCGGGAUCGGGACCGUGGUGAUCGUGCCGAUCGGAGCGAUCGAGACCGUGACCGUGGCGACCGGGAUCGUGAGUCUGGUGGGUAUCGUGACCACGGCAGCCGCGACUACGACCGGCAACCGCGCGGCGACGACGACUCGCGGAAACGCGGCUUCGACGGACCCUCACACGAAGAAACAAGGAAACUGCGCCGGUACCAGUAA